Molecule: messenger RNA, 1869 nt
Organism: Protopolystoma xenopodis
Lineage: Eukaryota; Metazoa; Platyhelminthes; Monogenea; Polystomatidea; Polystomatidae
Source: the annotation of a GenBank genome assembly
AAUAAUCUGACGAAGUCAGCCACUCACCUGUUUGCAGAUACUUUAUGCUCGGAGCCCGAAGUUGCCUCUGAGCCGGAGCCAUGGUCAAGAUACUUCGUCAGCUCCACUUUUGCCAUACCUCCGCCGACUCUGCCCAGCAUGACUUAUGCUGUGUCCCCGAUUUACUCAUCCACGCCCAAGAUCUCCGUUGCAAUGGGCCCAAAAUUGCCUUCAUCCUCACUUGCUCAACCGUCUGCACUCCCUCAUCCUAACAACCAACCCAUUACAUCGGAGCACGAGGCCACAAACACAACUCUUGCGCAUGGCUACACUACUUCUCCGCCUUGGCCAGAUAAACAGCAUCCUCUUGCGGUGACCACAUUCGAGAAUCCGUUUCCUCUUCACUCCUUUCCAUCGACGUCAACAUCACCAGCCUCGUCUGUUUGUAUAUCGACGUCCGGAGCACAAGGACCGCUGCGAGUUGAUGUGCAACCCUCGUCAGAAGACCAAUGCGACUUCAAGUUGUCCGAGGGGACGGAGAGACAGUCGAAAGUCUUGAUUAGGAAAGAAAUACCGACACCCAGAAUCGGCUUCUGCAGCACCAGCGCCAAUUCUACCGCUACAAGCAACAUAGACUUCCUCGGCAGCUUGGAUGUGAUAAGUGCGCCAGUGAAAAGCAGGCCCAACACCAGACGGAAUCGGACUACGCUCAACUGUGAUGUCGAAAGAGAAUCCCCAAGAGGAUCUUGUAGUCAUAGCACUGAGCAAUUUCGUAGGCAAGCAACGAAGAGCAUCUGUGGCCCCGGACCCAUAUCAGAGGUUAGGACCCAUCAAAAGUCGAUGCAUUUAUCCAAUCGUUCAUCCCUAUUUCCAGAUGCCUCACCCCUCCUCGCUCCAUUUCCUCUUCCCCUCCCUUUUUCCGCUCCGAUUCCUCAUUCCCUUCCACUCGACAUUGCAUCUCCUCUCAUCUUGCAUCGACAUCAGUCAUGCCCCACUUCAUCUUCACUCGACUCACCUUUCUCGUUCGUUCCCUACGUUUCCCAGUCAGUUUCCCCGACACCUCAUGGCUUAGACUGUAGCGGCUUCCGUCAGUGCUUCAUGCCUCAUUCACUGGGUCAGCCGGCGGCCCCAUCUGCGAUUUCGGACUGCCUCGAGGAGACAUCCACGAGUCAUGUAAAGAGGGCCUCUUGCCUGGCCCACCAUCAUCUGCCCUCCGGCCAGGCCAUACUCCCUCAUGGCCGACAUGAUGAUUACCAUGACUUUGCAGACGCCUACACUGACGCCAAUAAUCUCGAGAGUAAGAGCACUACAUUUGCCACUGCCAUCGACAGUCGCAACGGAGAUUGUAUAAACAAAAUGGGUGAACAUGGCAACGAUAUGGGAUUUGUGCCCGAGGAAGACUUGGAUGUGGAUAAUGAUGCGGACAGCGUCCGUGAUAGCAGUGGUGGUGGUGGGACCACCAGCGAGUGUAGUAGUAGCCGUAGCGGCAGUGUCGGUGUUUCCGAUACCUUUGGCGCUGCAUGUGGUGGCGGUGGCGAUGGCAACAACAGUGGCAAUGGCCGUUACAGUGGCGCUGUCAGAGGUGGUGGUGCUUGUGUUGGCGGGGGAAGGGGAAGUGGCGGUGGUGGGAACAGCGGCGGGGGAGGAGAGUGUGGUGGAACCGAAUUCACCAAUGGUGUUGGUCUCUCUCGGUCUUCCUACAUGUGCCGAAAGUGCCGGGCUCACGGUCGUCUGCUGCCGGUCAAGCAGCACAAACGCAAUUGUCCGUUCAAAGCGUGCAAAUGUCCGGUCUGUGAAUUGGUGAACUAUGGAAGAAAAAUAGUGGCGCGCCAAAUCGCUCUGUACCGCGAUCAAAAAGGAAAUGGUAAGCCAUGCAACCUGUGGAGUUGA